Messenger RNA from Pseudogymnoascus destructans, 444 nucleotides. It is a transcript of the gene UBC4, whose product is annotated as E2 ubiquitin-conjugating protein. NCBI's taxonomy places the organism in Eukaryota, Fungi, Ascomycota, Leotiomycetes, Thelebolales, Thelebolaceae. The coding region runs from base 1 to 444 and encodes 147 amino acids. The transcript has 5 exons. Gene Ontology annotation, molecular function: ubiquitin conjugating enzyme activity. The record is from RefSeq and is a predicted model, not a curated record. Gene Ontology annotation, cellular component: nucleus. Gene Ontology annotation, biological process: ubiquitin-dependent protein catabolic process; protein polyubiquitination.
AUGGCGCUCAAGAGAAUUAACAAGGAACUGAGCGAUCUCGGCCGUGAUCCCCCGUCCUCGUGCUCGGCUGGACCUAUUGGAGAUGAUUUGUUCCACUGGCAGGCAACUAUUAUGGGACCUUCCGAUUCGCCAUACUCCGGAGGUGUAUUCUUCUUAGCCAUCCACUUCCCAACAGACUACCCAUUCAAGCCUCCGAAGGUCAACUUCACAACCCGCAUCUACCACCCUAAUAUCAACUCCAACGGCAGCAUCUGUCUAGACAUCCUCAGGGACCAAUGGAGCCCGGCUCUUACCAUCUCCAAAGUUCUGCUUUCCAUCUGCUCCAUGUUGACGGACCCCAACCCGGAUGACCCACUUGUCCCAGAGAUCGCACACGUCUACAAGACCGAUCGUGCCAGGUACGAGGCCACGGCAAGGGAGUGGACCCGCAAGUACGCUAUCUAG